This is a messenger RNA of Pogonomyrmex barbatus (red harvester ant), 2602 nucleotides long. RefSeq names its product rabphilin-3A. Gene Ontology annotation, molecular function: small GTPase binding. NCBI's taxonomy places the organism in Eukaryota, Metazoa, Arthropoda, Insecta, Hymenoptera, Formicidae. Gene Ontology annotation, biological process: exocytosis; spontaneous neurotransmitter secretion; intracellular protein transport. The record is from RefSeq and is a predicted model, not a curated record. Gene Ontology annotation, cellular component: synapse.
UACAGAUUGCGGACAGGAUGGUCUGUAAAAACGGGAUCUUUCGAAUCCCAUGGGUGGGGAGAAUAUCCAAAUUCCUGCACGAGCAAUUCCAAUCGUUGCGGACAAUCUUUCUUGCUCACUGACGAUGAACGAAAAACCAUUAUCCAGGUAAUACAAAGGGCUGAAGCUCUCGAUCUAUCGGAGCAAGAGCGAGUCGGUAGGCUCGUCGAGAGAUUGGAAAAUAUGAAGCGGAAUGUAUGCAUUGUAACAUCGACCAGAUCAAACGAGAGACGCAGUUGCGGAAGUCGAUGCUCCGGCGGGGCUCGCUGUGUUUGUUCGUGUGCACUUUGUGGUGAAAAAUUCGGCACAGUACUAGGAGCGAGCGCGAAUCUCUGCAAAGACUGUCGGAAAUAUAUUUGCCAAAAAUGUGGCAUCGAGGCCACAAGACUCAAUCCAUCGAAAGGAAACGGCGACGAAAAUAAUGCAACUACUUCAUCGCGCAGCUCAUUACGUGUCAUAAGACUCGCUCAAGAACGAACAGGAAGCGUUAAAGGAAUUGUCCAAAGGUCUCACGGUAAUGCGCAAAAGCAAUUCCUCUGUCGAAUUUGUGCCGAAACCAGAGAGAUGUGGAAGAAGAGUGGUGCUUGGUUCUUCAAAGGCAUGCCGAAGUAUAUUCUACCGGAGAAGAAGGAGAGAGGAUGGUGUCGACUCGGUCACAGAACGUCGACAUGGACGAUAGGCGGCGGACCGUGCAAAUCCUUGGAUUCAACCGAUGCCCAGGAUUCCUCGUCUGACGACGAUGCAACGCGGCGACUCGCAGUAACUCGCGGUCAUUCACCUACAAAUCUAUCAAGCAACCGUGAAAGCACUCCUACCAAGUUGACAAUUUCAAGCCCUGCUACCAGUACUUCAUCGCCAAGAAGUCCUCGGGGAAGACCAAAUGGCCUGUCACCUUCGGGUUAUCGCGAGGAUACUAGUUCCGACAGACUGGACAAGUCCUGUCUCUCGAUCGCGUCUCAAUGCAGUCGACUUUCGCCCACGGGUUCAAUUAGCACCCCUCGCUCGAGGGCAAGCGGCAAAAGCCCGAACGGACUGCAGGUCGAACAACGCGUGUCUUUUGAAGACAUUUUUGUAGACGAUGAAAAAGCUAAUGAGGCAGAUGAUGACGAGGAAGAGGACACCGAAGAGGCACGCAAGGAUAUUUCUACAUCCAUGGAUCGAUCGAAGAGCACUCAGGUACAAUCUCUCAGACUAAAAACGCCGACGAUAGCGACGACACCGACCACACCGGUCGAACGGUUCCAGACUAUGGGCAAGAUCCUCGAAAAGAAUGCGGAACGAGAUGCGAGCAGAUCCUGCUCGGACCAGGACAGCUCUUCCAGCAGUCGCAGCAACAGUCAGGUCAGGAUGCCAAGAACCCCGGAAUAUCCACAAGAAACGGAACAAGAUUAUGGGACUCUCGAAGUCUCCUUGCGAUACGACCCGGCAGAUCAGUGCCUCCAGUGCAAAGUGGAGCGUGCACGUCGUCUAAAGCCCAUGGAUAUUCAAGGCCUCGCCGAUCCUUUUUGCAAGCUGAACAUAUUGCCCGUCGAGAAAGCAACGAGCAGACGAUUACGAACGAAGACGGUGCACAAGACGCGCGAUCCCGAAUUCAACGAGACGGUGAACUUUCACGGAACGACGGAAACCGAUAUAUCGACCGGCAAAGCUUUGCACAUCUUAGUCAUCCAGGACGAUCCAUCGGGCCAGGACUUCUUGGGAGAGGCGAAAUUCCCCCUACACGAAUUGAUACCAUAUCAAACAAAACAUUACAAAGUUUCUCUACAAGCUCAUUAUCCAGUGGACAACGAAGAGGAAAUCUGGGGCAUGUGUUCAAGCGGUCGCGGGAAGAUUCAGAUAAGCCUGAGCUACUGCACACGUCGGCGUGCACUGUUGGUCACGGUACACCGUGCCACGAAUCUCCUACCCAUGGACAGCAACGGGUUUUCUGAUCCAUUCGUCAAAUUAGCACUCGUCGAAGAUGCGACCGACAAUCAUCGGCAGCAACGGUUCCUAGAUUAUUCGGCCAAUCGCGCUACUGCCAAAAAGCUGAAGAAAACGGCCGGCCGCGGAUCGCAGAGUACGAGCAUCAAGCGGAAGACAUUGAAUCCAGAAUGGAACGAAGAGUUCGUUUUCGCGACUCGACUGACGGAACUAAUGAAGCUAACCCUAUGCUUGUCCGUGUGGGACAAGGACUUUGGCAAGAGUAACGACUAUCUAGGCGGCCUUAUGUUAGGUUGCGGUAGCAAAGGAGCGCGUUUACGACAUUGGAUAGAUGCGAUCAAGUUCCCGGAUCAUCGUCAUUUGGCAUGGCAUAAUCUGGCAGAGAUGGAUGUACCUAUGGAAUGAUAGCUUUGUUUCAGUAAUCGGAAAGCAGGUCAAGAUUAAAUGCGCACGAAACAUGCGGGCUUUAUCGACACAUUAUACAAACGUAUAGUUACAUUUACACGGAUAUUAUACACGCGCGUACACGAUAAUAUACUUGGAAUGCGUGUUAUCGAUUUGUGCGUGAUUUAUCGUUGCUCAAAACUUAAGUAUUAUGAAGCAUUAAGAGUUGAUACAAAAAUAAAGAAAUUGAGAACUA